CGGGCAUGGUGAAUGGUACUCAGAAAAACAAAUUGAAAAGGAUAACUUCUUCGUUUUGGUUGGAUACUAUUUGAUAGAUUUCAAGAAUGAGGCUUACCGCAAUGCUUUCGAAGAUCGCGAAAUAUUCUACAGAUUAUUCUAAUCUUCCUGAAUCCUAUAUUAAACGAGCGAUGAGACAAGUUUACUGGGAAGCACCAAAAGAUUUACCACAGUACCUACCUGUAACUUUGGAAAAGAAAAAAUUUAGGUACACUAUGAAUCGCCCAUGGACAGAAGAGUUUCGGAGACAAAAUCUUAGCCGAAGGAAAAAAGUUUUUGUAGAGCCACUUAAAGAAUGGACAUUUUUUAGAGGGGAUAGAGUAGAAGUCUUGGUUGGAAAAGAUAAAGGAAAGAUAGGAUUGGUGAGCCAAAUCAUUGAGGAAAGGAAUUGGGUUGUUGUUGAAGGCUUAAAUGUGCAUUACAGGUGGAUCGGAAAGACUGAUGAUUACCCGGGUACAGUAAUUCAGUCGGAAGCACCUCUGUUGGUCACAAAUGAGGUUGCAUUGGUUGAUCCUACUGAUGAGAAAGGGACUAAAGUAGAAUGGCGGUACACAGAGCAAGGAGAGAAAGUACGAGUUUCCAAAAGAACAGGUCAUAUAAUACCAGUGCCGAUAUCAGCUUCGGAAACUAUUGACUUCAAAACAAAGGCUGGAUAUCCAGAACAAGAAAAGGACACACGGGCUGCAGACAUAUCUGAACAUACCUACAUCCCGCAAAGCAAAACAUUUGAAAUGGACUUAAUGGAGCAUUACAGACUGGAAUGAAGUCAACUGCUUUUGUCAGUCUAGCGAAAUAGUUUGAAUAUAAAGGAAACAAAGCUUUCGUGUC
This is a messenger RNA of Daphnia carinata, 867 nucleotides long. It is a transcript of the gene mRpL24, whose product is annotated as large ribosomal subunit protein uL24m-like. Gene Ontology annotation, cellular component: ribosome; mitochondrion. The coding region runs from base 87 to 803 and encodes 238 amino acids. The transcript has 7 exons. NCBI's taxonomy places the organism in Eukaryota, Metazoa, Arthropoda, Branchiopoda, Diplostraca, Daphniidae. Gene Ontology annotation, molecular function: structural constituent of ribosome; RNA binding. The record is from RefSeq and is a predicted model, not a curated record. Gene Ontology annotation, biological process: translation.